This is a messenger RNA of Vespa mandarinia (Asian giant hornet), 507 nucleotides long. RefSeq lists its product as uncharacterized. Lineage: Eukaryota; Metazoa; Arthropoda; Insecta; Hymenoptera; Vespidae. The record is from RefSeq and is a predicted model, not a curated record.
AUGGAGUAUAAUGGAAGAUAUAACAGAACAUCGGAUGAAAAAGAAGAAGAAGAAGAAGAAGAAGAAGAAGGAGAAAUGGAACAGGAAGAUCAAGAAGAUGAUAAAGAUGAAGAUGAUCGAGUAGAACAAAAAGAUCAAAAGGAUCAAAAAAAAGAGAAAGAAUUAAAAAAAGAAGAGGUUGAGAAAAGGACGAAAAAGGACGAUACAUCAUCGCACAAAAAAUAUUACAAAUGUAAAUACGCCGUAGAAAAUUCAAGUAGAUUUUCUUUACGUGUUAUUGAAGCGAUGCGUUCUCUUCAGAGACACGAAAACGUUUUACCGAUAUCGUCUGUGAAUGAAAUCGUCGAUUACAUAGCGAAUAAUUAUAAUAACGACGGAGAUCUCUAUGCUCAGGUUCGAACAGCCUUAAAACAACUUUGCACCGAAGGAAAUAUAUUGGAUGAUAUUUACAUUUGAUCUUUAACAGAUUCGUUAUUGAAGUAUUGAACGAUGAGUAUCAAUUGAUCG